Molecule: messenger RNA, 564 nt
Organism: Dendronephthya gigantea
Lineage: Eukaryota; Metazoa; Cnidaria; Anthozoa; Malacalcyonacea; Nephtheidae
Product: putative nuclease HARBI1
Exons: 2
Coding region: 1-564 (187 amino acids)
Source: RefSeq, a predicted model, not a curated record
AUGGAUGGCCCUCCGUUCAAUUUAUUCCGUGUUGUUUAUCCACGUCAAGAACGAACAUAUCGUCCACGCAAUCUAAACGUGAUUGGCUUUAAUGACAGCCAGUUAAGAGCAAGAUAUAGGUUUGGCCGAAAUGCCAUCAACUACAUAACAAAUCUGCUUUACGAUGACCUUGUCAGGGAUACACAACGCGGCCAUGCUCUUUCUCCGGAUUCACAAGUACUCAUCGCACUGAGGUUUUACGCAACAGGCAGCUUCUUACAAGUUGUUGGAGAUACGUUUGGUGUUGAUAAGGGUACAGUGUCCCGUGUCGUAAGAGAUGUGUCCUUGGCACUUAACAGGAGACAGCAAGAGUUUAUUAAAUGGCCAACAAACGUAGAAAUCGCAGACAUCAAAAAUAAUUUUUUUGCACUAGCUGGCUUUCCGUGCGUAAUUGGGUGUAUCGAUUGUACCCACAUCCGAAUUCAGGCUCCGUACGUGCACGAGAACAAUUACGUAAACAGGAAGCGGUAUCACUCGAUCAAUGUACAAGGAAUUUGCGAUCAUGAAGAUCUUGUUCAUGACUAA